GUGUUUGUAAAUGUGCUCAUGUGUUUGUCCGUGUGUGCCUGUGUGUCUGUGUGUGUAUCUGUUUGUAAAUGUUUGUGUGUGCGUGUGUGUGUGUGCGUGUGCGUGUGUGUGUGCGUAGCUGGAAGCCCUGGGACACCUUCAAAGAGCGACCAGAGAUCCACGAUGGCGCCACUCCCUGGAAGUACAUCAAGAUCCUCUCCUUCCUGCUGUGCUGCCUGUGCGGCCUGGUCGUGUUCGCUCUGGCACUCUGUAGCAAGGCCAGCUUCCUGCUGCUCAUCACGGUGGCCGGCCCGACCGGGCACAGCGUGCCCCCGGAGAACAAGGCCCUAGUGCUGCUGGCCAUCUGGGGCACGCUGGUGGCCCCCAGCCUGCUGCUGAUGAUCAAGAACAUCUGGAAGGCCGUCUUCUUCGGCUCCAAGCUGCCCUCCGAGCACACCGUGGUCCUGGUGGUCUCGAUGGAGUUCCUGGUGUCGGGGGGGGCUGCCGUCCUGGCGCUGGCCGCCAUGCCCCACCUGGACAUCGUGACCAACAUGACGAUCCUCAACUCCGUGGCCGUCUUCUCCUCCUUGUUCCAAGUGGCGUCCCGGAGCCACGCCCGCCUCUGCAACAGCUGGAUAGUGGCGCCUGUGUUCUCGGUGCUGCUCAUCCUGGCGGGCCACACCCUGUUCCUGGCGCUGUACCUCAUGGACGCUGAGGGGCGGCGGGAGGCGGCGCUGCGCUGCGGCCUGGCCGUGGGCGCCACCGUGCUGGUGUCCCUCACCUGGUGGCAGAACUACCUGCCCCACCUGCUGCUGCCCCGCCACGCGUGGCUGACGGAGGAGAUGCAGCGCUGCGCCGUGGUGGUGCACCUGCUCACCAGCUUCACGCGGCUGGCCGUGACCGCCUGCGUGUUGGCCGCCUACGUGCCGCUGUCCGGGGGGGCGUGGAGCUCCGUGUGGGCCCCUGUGGCCCCGGCGGUGGGCCGGCUCCUGGCCACGCUGGCCGGGCUGCAGCUGCUGUCCUCGGUGGUCGGCCAUUGGCUGUCGCUGGCGGCGUGCAAGAUGAACGCGCUGCGCCGCUGCUUCCUGCUGCCGCUCUACCUGGCCUCGCUCGCCCUGCUGCCCCUCUUCCUCGCGCCCGUCUUCAUCUACUUCCAACUGCAGCAGGACGCCGAGGGGCCCGGCUACGGCUUCGCCCGAUACUGCGAGGAAGCAGUGCAUGCUGGGAGGCAUACCCUGGGGGACGGGGGGUUCCAGAGGCUGGUUCUGGACGCCACCACCCAGCUGUGUGCCCUGGGGGUGGAGCGGCCACGCCAGACCGGCCUUCUGACCUGCGCGGCCGUGUGCUGGUGGGUGGGCUUCCUGCUGGCCACCGCCCACACGUGGGCCCUGCGGCUGCAGCGCAUCCAGACCACCAAGCAGCUGUUCGUCAGACGCAUGUACGAGGGGGCGUGGCUAGAGCAGGGGCUGCUCCUCAACGCACGCUUCAACAUGCGCCCGCCGCUGAGACGCACGCCGGUGCCUGAGGAGAAGCUCACACUAUACAUGUGUGCGACCAUGUGGCACGAGACCUUCAGCGAGAUGGAGAAGAUCAUCAUCUCCAUAUUCCGCUGGGACCAGUUCAGGCCUCACGACGACCGGGAAGUCAACAACCUCACCACCGAGGCCCACAUCUUCUUCGACGACGCCUUCCGGACCGUCCCGGUCAGCGGCGAGCGACACGCCAACCAGUAUGUGGAGGAUAUGGUCCAGGUGAUCCAGAAGGUCUAUAGCCUGUUCCAGGAGGACGAGCAGAGCCCGUUCAUGGGCCCGGGGCCGAUCGGGGACCAGAUUCUGCUCCGCACCCCGUACGGAGGGCGUCUGAAUGUCACGCUGCCGUGCGGCAACCUACUGGUGGUCCACCUCAAGGACAAGAGCCUGAUCCGCCACAAGAAGAGGUGGUCCCAGAUCAUGUACAUGUACUACCUGUUGGGCUGGAGGCUGGACACGCGCUUCUACCGGAGGUGGCUGAACGGAGAGGACCAGGCCCAAAUCGAGAGGGAGAAGGAGAGGGAGAGGAAGAACACGUACAUCCUGGCCCUGGACGGCGACACCGACUUCCAUCCGCCGGCCGUGAUGCUUCUGAUCGACCGGCUGAAGCAGUACCCCGAUGUGGGGGCCGCCUGCGGCCGGAUCCACCCUACUGGCACAGGCCCCAUCGUGUGGUACCAGAAGUUUGAGUACGCGCUGACCCACUGGUUGUACAAGACGGCGGAGCACGUCCUGGGCUGCGUCCUCUGCAGCCCCGGCUGCUUCAGUCUGUUCCGCGGCGCCGCCCUCAUGGACGUCAACAUCAUGAAGAGGUACACCACCCCCCCCACCGAGGCCCUGCACCACAUCCAGUACGACCAGGGAGAGGACCGCUGGCUGUGCACCCUGAUGCUGCAGCAGGGCUGGAGGGUGGAGUACAACGCCGCCUCCGACGCCUACACCAACGCCCCCGAGGGCUUCAAGGAGUUCUACAACCAGCGUCGGCGCUGGACCCCCUCCACCCUGGCCAACAGCAUCGACCUGCUGGGCGGCAGCAUCCGGCUGGCCCGUAAGAACCGCUCCAUCUCCCGGCCCUACCUGCUGUACGAGAUGUUCAUCGUAGGGAGCAGCAUCCUCAUCCCGGCCACCGUCUGCCUCAUGGUCACCGGCAUGCUGUCCCUCCUGCUGGCCAUCGACCCCAACUGGGCCCUGAUCCUGGCCACCAUCCCGCCCGCCAUCUACCUGGGGCUGUGCUUCUACCUGAAGGCCGACACGCAAGUGACACUGGCGGCCGUGCUCAGCGUGCUCUACGCCCUCAUCAUGAUGGUCACCAUGCUGACCGUCAUCAGCUUUCUGGUGACGGACGACACCAUCUUCUCGCCGCUGGCCAUCUCCUUCGUGACCUUCGUGAUGGUGUACGUGGUGGCGGCGCUGCUCCACCCGCAGGAGGCGCACCUCAUCGUGUACGGCCUGCUCUACAUCCUGGCCAUCCCCUCGGCCUACCUGCUGCUCUCCAUCUACUCCAUCGUCAACAUGAACAACGUCUCCUGGGGGACCCGCGAGGGCGCCGCCACCGCCGGCGCAGCCGUGCCCCCGCCGCCACGCAACAAGAUGGAGUCAGCGAGGGACACCAUGAGGCAGCUCUACCAGCAGGCCAGGUGCUGCCGCUGCUCCUGUCUGAGGGAGUGCUCCGGCUACACCCAGGUCGGGCAGUGUGACUCAGACCUGCCCGUCAUCGCCGCCACUGGGGGCGAACCCAUGACAACCAUGGUGGAGCCAGGACCCCAGAACACCGUCGUGGGGGCAGGACCCCAGAACACCAUCGUGGGGGCUGGACCCCAGAACACCGUCGUGGGGGCAGGACCCCAGAACACCGUCGUGGGGGCUGGACCCCAGAACACCAUCGUGGAGCGCCAACCUGAGAUCAGCAGUGUGGGAGUGCAGACGAGCCCCCAGAGUUCACUAAGGAGAAGAGGGAGCCCUCUGUCUCCCGUUCGCCGACAAGAUUGGAUCGAUCGUCUCCGGGUCCUGUCAGGAGUACGGGUCUCCUUCCUCGAGGACAGUCUGGAGGAGCACGAGACCCAGUUCUGGAACGAUCUGACGGAGAGGUACCUGAAACCAUUCCCAGAUGACGAGGACAAGAAGAGGGAGACCAUCAAGAGUCUGAGAGAGCUGAGGAACAUGGCCACCUUCAUCUACUUCUUCGCCAACCUGCUGUGGCUGGUGGCGACCUUCACCCUGCAGCUGCUGAAGGGCGCGCUCAGCAUCCGCAUCCCCAAGUACGACAACAGCCUGACCUUCACCGGAGACUACAUCCUGGUGGAGCCCGUCACCUUCAUGUUCCUCUUCACCUUCGUCCUGCUCGUCGUGCUGCAGUUCCUCACCAUGCUGUUCCACCGGACCUACACCCUGAUUCACUUCAUCGGCUACGUCAACACAGAGAUGAAGAAAGGCCAUAUACAGAGCUCCGACAGAUUUGAAAACAGCUGGAGUCCGGAGGCCUGGGUCAACGAGGACGAGCUGUACAGCGUCAGCCAGGCCGGGGGUACCAUGGUGUGAGGACCCCCGGUUCCAGAAGACCCCCCCCCCCCCACUGGUUCCAAUCCUGUGAACUCUGAAUCAAGCACACAUGUACUUUAUCAAGCCCCCCCUCACUUAUUUAAAAUUAUUAUUGUGAAUUAUGAUCAUAUUGCUUUGCUGAAAUCUUUCUGUAGCCUCUAAUAUGUCCACCGAGCAAAGGUCAGAGUCGAGGGAAACCAUUACAGGUUCCUCAUGAGGUCAUGAUGACACGCGCUCACACACGCACGCAUUCAGAUACACAAAAGAGCCAUUCGCAGAACACAACACACUCAGGCCACCGUAGGGGUGGUGUGGUAGAAAGAGUGUCUUUAAAUUGUGUACUUACAUUCUCCGAUAUAUCGGUCUGAUUUAUUUUCUCGCACUGUGCGAUCGCCUCGCCUCAACAACAAGACACAGCUCAACAAACAAGCCCAUCAUCGAAGUCCCUUGUUCGGUAUUGCCCUUUUUACCCCUGGGUCCCCCCCCCCCGCGCGGGGCCGCUGUGAUGUGAUUGGCUCCCAAGGUCGACGGGACCCCAUACCGACGUUGUGAAUGUGACCUUUGACCUCAGCAGACCCUAUAUUCUGUUGAGAGCCGCCGAAUGUAUUAGUUAUUAAUCUUUAUUUAAAGGAGCCUUUAAAUUUAAUGUAAAACAAUGUAUUUUAUGUUUAGGUUUUAUUUAACUUAUGUAAAUGUGACAUUAAACAUUGACACUAUAUGA
This is a messenger RNA of Gadus morhua (Atlantic cod), 4767 nucleotides long. Its product is annotated as chitin synthase chs-1. Gene Ontology annotation, cellular component: cell periphery; cell septum. Bases 69 to 4046 code for a protein of 1325 amino acids. Gene Ontology annotation, biological process: chitin biosynthetic process. Gene Ontology annotation, molecular function: chitin synthase activity. The record is from RefSeq and is a predicted model, not a curated record. Lineage: Eukaryota; Metazoa; Chordata; Actinopteri; Gadiformes; Gadidae. The transcript is spliced from 21 exons.